CGAACCUUUAGACCUUUAUUAUUGGCUGUGCUGCCGAGGAGUUUUCGUUUAGUCAAGACUCAAGAGUGUUGCUUUCUGAAGGGCAUUCUGUGAGGCGUUUCUACGUGUGUGUUUGCAGUCUCUGAGGGUGUGUUUGAUAUCAGACAGCUAUGAGUGGUAAAUACAGUGUGGUGUUACAGGGUCCGGCCCCUUGGGGCUUCAGACUGCAGGGGGGGAAAGACUUCAACAUGCCUCUCUCCAUUUCACGCCUGACGGAUGGAGGAAAGGCUGGUAAAGCGGGAGUCGCUGUGCGAGAUCUGGUCCUGUCCAUUGAUGGCAUCAGCACUGAAGGCAUGAACCAUCUUGAGGCUCAGAAUAAGAUUAAAGCCAGCACAGACAAACUCAACCUCUCGUUACAGAAAGCUUCCAGUCUUCCAAAACCAGAUGUGGCACCAAAGGAUGUUUCUGUGGAAAUCAUCAAACCCGUCCCCAUGACAACCUGCAUUCCAUCUUCCUCUGACAUCACAAACUCCACCCACAUCACUCCAUCCUCCAAUAGGGGCGCUCGUUCGUUUGGAGGGGCGGGGUCACCACACAUAGCCUCCAUUCCCUCCGCCGCAUCUGCUUUUGCACUCGCCUCCUCAGCUCAAAGCCCUUAUCCACUGGCUCCGCCUACUCCUACUGAUGGCUCGCCAAAUCAUAUACCGUCGGUGCCCCGCCCUUCGGUGUAUAACACACCCAUCUAUCUCUACUCCAAUGAGAAUGCUUGUGAAGUUGCCAUGGGCCAGAGGCGGGGUCUGUUGGAAAGCCAGGGUGAGAGCUCUCAGCUGAAUGGAAAACCUCCAGUUUACAGACUUCCUCGUAAGCCUAUCACAGAGACAGACAUUGAGUUUUACCACAUCCCAACUCACGGUGAUGCCAGCAGGAAACGCAUCAUGGAGGACACGGAGGACUGGCGCCCACGGACAGGAACUUCACAGUCCCGAUCCUUCCGGAUCCUGGCCCAAAUCACCGGCACUGAAUCUGAACUUGAUCCCUCACAUGAGGCUGAAUCUGCAAAGAAGACAACAAACGAGGAGCUGGAUGAUCCUCAGCCCAACACUCAUGUCACCUGUCCUGUUAAGACCAUGACCAAAGCCCCAGGAACGCCUGUCAGAAACACAGCAGGUCUCAUUACUCCCACUUUUGGUGUCGUGAGCAACAACACACCUUUAGGCCCCGCCUUAGACCGCCCGAUGCCCCGCCCACACCCAAAAGACGAAGCCUCAUUGGUCCAGAUGGCAGAACACAUCCCUGCCGGCACACGCACUCCAAUGUGUGCUCACUGCGACAUGGUGAUCAGGGGGCCGUUCCUGAUGGCGAUGGGUAAAUCGUGGCACCCGGAGGAGUUCACAUGCGCUCACUGCAGCGUGUCUCUGAGCGAGCUGGGGUUUGUGGAGGAACAGGGCUCUGUCUACUGCCAACACUGCUACGAAGAGUUCUUCGCUCCGACAUGCUCACGCUGCCAGCACAAAAUCCUGGGGGAAGUGAUCAAUGCACUCAAGCAGACCUGGCACGUGUAUUGCUUCCUCUGUGCAUCCUGUCAGCAACCGAUAAGAAACGAUACUUUUCACCUCGAGGAUGGAGAGCCAUACUGCGAGAGAGAUUACUACAGUCUGUUUGGGACGGGUUGCCGUGGCUGUGAUUUCCCAAUAGAAGCAGGAGACAAGUUUCUAGAGGCCCUGGGCGGCACCUGGCACGACACCUGCUUCGUGUGCUCAGUUUGCAGCGUCAGUCUGGAGGGACAGACCUUCUUCUCCAAAAAGAACAAACCGCUUUGCAAGAAACACGCUCAGACUCUCAAAAUAUAAAAAGACUGUUGAAGUAUGUGCAAAAAAAUGUAAAGAACGCAUAUUUACAACAAUAUAAAUAUCACAUACUCAAAGUAAAAGCAGUUCUGAUGAGGUUUGAAGUGAAGUGUGAGAGCUGCUGUUUGAAACUCUUUAUGUGUUGUUUCUUCAUCUUUUCUUUUGCUUUUCUCUCUUUUAACCUUCUCACUUCACAUACAUUUAUAAAAUGCACUAUAUAUAUAAAAAAAGGUUGUUUCAACUUAAAAAAGUAAGUGUUCGUGCUGCUUUAAAAUUGUAAGUUUAGUCAACUUGAAAAGUGAAGUUGUACUAAGUGACAACUUAGAUAUUUGAGUUGACUAAACUUCAAAUUUUAAAGGAAGCACGAACACUUCCUUUUUUAGUUAAAAAACAAUAUUUUUUACAGUGGACCAAGACAAUUGGAAUGAGAACAUACUUGAGAGUAAAUGCACAUUCAUUUAUCUAAUGUUGUGUUGCUGUUAUGAUGUAUUUUUGUAGGUCAACGCAGAAGUUCGCAUCACUUUGGUUCCCUUCUUCGUCAAAAAGCCAGUAUUGUUCUAUUGGCUUCAGGAUUAUAAGCUCUGAACACCAUCAAAAUGAACACCAAUUUUAUGAAUUUUGAAGCCUAAAUUCAAUCACCUGAAGCAGAAGCUAACCAAACUACACCAAGUGCGAAUAACUUAAAGAUUUGUUGUAAACUGUGGUGGCGUUUAUUUAAAAUCUACAAGUUGGAAGGUUCGAGUGAGAAUAGUUUGCAAGAGCAUGAUUGUAAACAGUGAGGCAUUGAAAGCGACUAGUGUGUAGAUGCAUUUACGGUCACCGUGAUUUUGCCAAGUAAAACAUGUUCCUGGAACAACAUUCCUGUCUGAAAAUGUAGUGCAAACCAUAUCCCUAAACCUAAUCCAACCCAUAAUAGAGGGAAAUGAUGGCGAAUAACACUGAUGUAGAAGCACCUAACCCUGGUUGUAAGCCUAAACUUGACAUUGACAAAGAUGUUGUGUUGGUGAAAUCACAUUCACCAUCAGUUUAUCCGUUCAGCUGAUGAUGUCUAAAAGCCUAAAUUCAAUCAAAGCGAUCGAGUCGCUGAAACCGCUCAAUUCAUAUGGAUUAGUUUUACGAUCUUAUUCGCCCCUUUUCCACCGAAGCAUUUUGAGAGCCUCAUUUCGACAGCCAAAGAACCAGUUCUCGGACAGGAAAGUUGGUUCCAAAGCGGCACCAACUCUUUGCUGGACUAGAACUGUAGAGAACCGUUUUUUUUACCACGUCACCCUUACGUUGGGGGCUGGGGGUGGGGUGACCAACAACACGACGGGAAAGGUUGUGACCACCAUUGCUAAAAACAGUGCUAGUAGAAAGAUAGUCUGACCCCAAUAUAGGAUCGCAAAGCCAGGAGAAACAUUUGCAGAAAGACGAUGUCGUCCGCUAUUGUAAUAGCUAUGCUUAAAUUUGUCGCAAGCGUUUCAGGGAAAGCCAAGACUUUCGCCAAAUAUGGCAACGUACAUUCUUAGAAGAAAUGGUUCUAUUUAGAACCAGAAAUGGUUCCAUCCCCCGCUUCAUAUAUGGAACUCCAAAAUG
Pimephales promelas (fathead minnow) is the source of this 3401-nucleotide messenger RNA. The record is from RefSeq and is a predicted model, not a curated record. NCBI's taxonomy places the organism in Eukaryota, Metazoa, Chordata, Actinopteri, Cypriniformes, Leuciscidae.